Messenger RNA from Nerophis lumbriciformis (worm pipefish), 3464 nucleotides. RefSeq names its product transmembrane protein 276-like. The record is from RefSeq and is a predicted model, not a curated record. Lineage: Eukaryota; Metazoa; Chordata; Actinopteri; Syngnathiformes; Syngnathidae.
CGGUGACGGCGCGAGUGGCUGCCGGUCUCGAUAUGUGCCCUGUGGUUAGACUGGCGACCAGUUCGGGGUGUUGUCAUCUGGUGUAGGUUCUAGCUCCAGCACGGGUGAAAGAAAGCGAUGGAAAUUGUCAUUUAUUUAUUUUUGUAUCUAGCGUGUACGAGUGGCAGUGAACGCAUCUAUUUCACGCAGGCGCAUUGGCCAUGUCAGUCUGGCGGCGGCCAUGUCACGUGUCCAAACAAACGCGGUAGUGUUUAGUCAAGUUCGACAACAUUUGUCUAUCACCGAAAUAAUUUGUUAAACACUACCUCUUUUUACUCAUAUUUUAUCCAUAUAGUUUUGCAGACAUCUCAUUUUGAUAGUGUCACUUACUCAACGUCGUCUUUGAGGUUAAUGGCGUCCUAUGUGUGGCUAUCGAUAUCAGUCAACCUAACGUUGUGUUUCUCAGCUCUUUUCUCCUCGUACAAACUCUUUAAGGACCACCGAGCUCCCUCAGUAGGACUCUUCCUAGUUGGACUCUCUGCAGGACUUUGUGUGUUUCCUUCCACACCCAUCCAGAAAGAUGCAGAAUGGGUCGGAGAGAUUCUGGCACCAUCCCUGCUUGCCUUCCACCUCAUGUGGCUCAGUGAGGACCACAGCACAGCAUGCAUGCUCCUGAUUGGCUCCUGCCUGCUGCUGGGACUGCGUGACAGUCUCUCAGCAGACACAUUGGUGGUACUGAGUCGCUGCCUGGGCCUAGCAAGCUUAUCCUGCAGCCUCAUGGUGUGUCUGUUCGCUGGAAACCCCACCGGGGCCCUGACCAGCGUGGCUCUCAGUUUGCCCGUGCUUUUGGUUCCUACUUUUGGGAGAGACUCCUUCGGAUCCCUCGUCUCCCUGACGGCCAAUGAGGUAGUGAUUAGGUUGCUGUUGAAAGGGUCCAUGUCUGUAGGUUGUUGGGUAUCCACACAUUCCCUGCACAGGUUUCUGAUGGACGUGACUGACCGAUAUCAUUUACACAUCUAGAACAGUCAUGACAUUAUCUUCUCUUUAUACAAGUGUAUUUUAAUCGUCCAUCCAUCCAUCCAUCCAUUUUCUACCGCUUAUUCUAAUCAGUGUUCUGAAAAUUACUUUUAAAAAGUAAAAGACUAUAGUUACUUGUUACUUUACCAAAAAAGUUAUUUAAUUACUAACAUAAUUACUAGGGAUGUCCGAUAAUGGCUUUUUGCCGAUAUCCGAUAUUUCGAUAUUGUCCAACUCUUUAAUUACCGAUACCGAUAUCAACCGAUAUAUGCAGUCGUGGAAUUAACACAUUAUUAUGUCUAAUUUUGACAACCCGGUAUGGUGAAGAUAAGGUACUUUUAAAAAUUUUUAAUAAAAUAAGAUAAAUAAAUUAAAAAAAAUUUCUUGAAUAAAAAAGAAAGUAAAACAAUAUAAAAAACAGUUACAUAGAAACUAGUAAUUAAUGAAAAUGAGUAAAAUUAACUGUUAAAGGUUAGUACUAUUAGUGGACCAGCAUCACGCACAAUCAUGUGUGCUUACGGACUGUAUCCCUUGCAGACUGUAUUGAUAUAAAAUGUAGGAAGGCAGCACGGUGGAAAGAGGGGUUAGUGCGUCUGCCUCACAAUACGAAGGUCCUGAGUAGUCGUGAGUUCAAUCCCGGCCUCGGGAUCUUUCUGUGUGGAGUUUGCAUGUUCUCCCCGUGACUGCGUGGGUUCCCUCCGGGUACUCUGGCUUCCUCCCACCUCCAAAGACAUGCACCUGGGGAUAGGUUGAUUGGCAACACUAAAUUGGCCCUAGUGUGUGAAUGUGAGUGUGAAUGCUGUCUGUCUAUCUGUGUUGGCCCUGCGAUGAGGUGGCGACUUGUCCAGGGUGUACUCCGCCUUCCGCCCGAUUGUAGCUGAGAUAGGCUCCAGCGCCCCCCGCGACCCCGAAGGGAAUAAGCGGUAGAAAAUGGAUGGAUGGAUGGAUAAUGUAGGAACCAGAAUAUUAAUAACAGAAAGAAACAACCCUUUUGUGUGAAUGAGUGUAAAUGGGGGAGGGAGGUUUUUUGGGUUGGUGCACUAAUUGUAAGUGUAUCUUGUGUUUUUUAUGUUGAUUUAAUUAAAAAAACAAACAAACAAAAAACGAUACCGAUAAUAAUAAAAAAACGAUACCGAUAAUUUCCGAUAUUACAUUUUAACGCAUUUAUCGGCCGAUAAUAUCGGCAGACCGAUAUUAUCGGACAUCUCUAAUAAUUACAAUUAAAUACAUGUAAUUAAUUACUAGGUAAAGUAAUUCAUGUGUUACUUUAAUAAAAACAACAUUGAAAUAUCUGGCAUAUGCAGUUCAGAGACGUUUCAUGAGAGCAGUGUGUGUGUGAGUGCCUAUUGCCAAGUGACGUCACUGAGAGCGCACAUUGAGCAGGAUUUUAGCUCAGCUGUGUUGUUAACUCCAAACAUAUCGCCGGGUAUUGUCGCCAAACAGCUACAUUUUUGUUUCAUCUGACCACAGAAUUUUCCUCCACAAGGUCUUAUCUUUGUCCAUGUGAUGUCAGACAAAACAAAAAUGUAACUGUUUGGCCACUAUACCCAGCAAUAUGUUUGGAGGAGAAAAGGUGAGGCCUUUAAUUCCAGGAACACCACCCUACCAUCAAGCAUGGUGGUGGUAGUAUUAUGCUCUGGGCCUGUUUUGCUGCCAAUGCAACUGGUGCUUUACAGAGAGUAAAUGGGACAAUGAAAAAGGAGGAUUACCCCCAACCUAAAAUCCUCAGCCCUGAGAUUGGGUCAUGGGCGCAGUUGGGUGUUUCAACAGGACGAUGACCCCAAACACAUGUCAAAAGUGGUAAACGAAUGGCUAAAUCAGGCUAGAAUUAAGGUUUUAGAAUGGCCUUCCCAAAGUCCUGACUUAAACGUGUGGACAAUGCUGAAGAAACAAGUCCAUGUCAGAAAAACAACAAAUUUAGCUGAACUGCACACAUUUUGUCAAGAGGAGUGGUCAAAAAUUCAACCAGAAGCUUGCCAGAAGCUUGUGGAUGGCUACCAAAAGCACCUUAUUGCAGUGAAACUUGCCAAGGGACAUGUAACCAAAUAUUAACAUUGCUGUAUGUAUACUUUUGACCCAGCAGAUUUGGUCACAUUUUUAGUAGACACAUAAUAAAUUCAUAAAAGAACCAAACUUCAUGAAUGUUUUUUGUGACCAACAAGUAUGUGCUUCAAUCACUCUAUCACAAAAAGAUAAGCGUUGUAGAAAUGAUUGGAAACUCAAGACAGCCAUGACAUUAUGUCCUUCAAAAGUGUAUGUAAACUUUUGACCACGACUGUACAUGUUGUUUGCUGUGUGAUGUUGCCUCUUUCUAUUAGAUGUCAAGUUCAUUUUAGUGUGGUGCUGGUUGUUGCUUUCAUUAGUAAAAAUAUAUUUCCUGCAUUGAACUUGCUGUGCUUCUGACGCUGGCUUGUUGACAUACAACCAAAUUAAAAGUAACGUGCCACGUUACAACAAACGUAUCGGUA